GCUUCCACCCUCGAUCGCUCUUCUGUGCGCAAGAGCUCACAUGCAAAUGAGUUCGAUUCAGGAGAAUUUUGUCCCAGGAACAGCGCGUGCGCAAAGAGAAAUCGAAAUCUACACCUUCCCGGCCGGAGGUAACAACUGCUGAAUUUCUGUAGACAAUUUUUCCAGACCAGGAGGAGCAAGCUAACGAAGACGUGGGCCCGGUUGACUUGUAGGGCACACCACACCUCGCACUCGUUAUUGAGCGUGGAGAGUCGCUCUAGGAAGGCUACUGCAAAGAAGACAAAAUGUUUGGUUUCCACAAACCAAAGAUGUAUAGAAGUAUAGAGGGUUGCUGUAUUUGCAGAGCCAAGUCUUCCAGUUCUCGUUUCACUGACAGUAAGCGCUAUGAGAAGGAUUUCCAGAGUUGCUUUGGGUUGCAUGAGACUCGUUCAGGAGACAUCUGUAAUGCCUGUGUGCUUCUGGUGAAAAGAUGGAAAAAGCUACCAGCGGGAUCAAAAAAAAACUGGAAUCAUGUGGUAGAUGCAAGGGCUGGACCCAGUCUAAAGACUACAUUAAAGCCAAAGAAAGUGAAAAGUCUUUCUGGAAGUAGAAUAAAGAGCAACCAGAUCAACAAAUUGCAAAAGGAAUUCAAACGCCACAAUUCUGAUGCUCAUAGCACCACUUCAAGUGCCUCCCCAGCUCAAUCCCCUUGUUACAGUAAUCAAUCUGAUGAUGGCUCAGAUAUGGAGAUCGGCUCUGGGUCUAGCAGAACACCAGUCUUUUCCUUUUUAGAUCUCACAUACUGGAAAAGACAGAAAGUAUGCUGUGGGAUUAUCUACAAAGGGCGUUUUGGGGAAGUUCUAAUAGACACACAUCUAUUCAAGCCCUGUUGUGGAAAUAAGAAAGCAGCUGCAGAAAAACCAGAGGAGCAGGGACCAGAAUCUCUGCCUGUCUCCAAUCAGGAGGAAUGGUGACUCUAAUGUUUCUCAAGAAGGGGGACUGAAAAUUAGUAUAGGAAAGGCAACAAAAUGACCCUCUUUAUUUCACUUGGACACUUGCUAUCCUGCCAAAAGACAAUUUCUAGAAUGGUUUUAAGUGGGUUUUGUUUAUUUGUUUUCAUUUUUUUCUCCACUUCAACAAACUCUGAAGCCAGUGUCUAUCUUACUAAAAAGAUUGUACAUAAUAUUUAAGAUGCUACGUAUUUGAUAGGAAAGCUGAAUGCUGCUGUAAAAUGCUCUUUGAGUUGUUUUUUUUUAAUUCCCUUCUUAAUGAAUGAACAUUGAGGGUGGUAUAGAAGGCAGAGAUGGGAUUUUUUUUGUACAUUAAACAAUAUGUAGUUUAGUCUUUCUCUAUUGAAAAACAGUGAUUAGGCAUUUUUAAGUGAGUGAUAACAUUUGUUUUCCUUUGUGAAGGCAAAUCUGACAGAUCAGUGAAAAGGACUUAAAUACCAGAGAGGCAUUUGAAAACAAUUCUGAAAUGCAAAAGUCUUGCAAAGAUUAUGAUGAUUCAAACCUGUACUACUGAGUGAUUAAGCAGGACAGACUGUACCUUCUAGUGCAGAUAACUUGGAGGAGCUAGCAUUCCUUAAAUUUAAGACAAAGAGAGACCUUUUUUAUGUGUAUUGCUUCCUCCCUUUUUUAGUAGUCUAAGAAAAUAGUAAUUUAUAUGGAAUUGCUAAAAAUAAAGCCACAGGUCCUCCUGGAGAUGUAGCAAGUCUUUGGGAAGAAUGACUAGGCUCUUAUUCUUCCUGUGUCUUACUAUGGAGGCAUCACUGCAUGGGUAGAGAAUACACUGUAUAUACUGAUUAUUAAAAGUAGUGAUCCACCUUAAUGAAACAAUUAUGCAUAUCUGCAGGAUUGUGCAAAACACAAGGGUUAAUGCUUCUGGGCACAUUUCCUAGGGAAUUUCACAUCUGUAAAUAAUUGACAUUUUUCUUCUAUAUUAUAUAUAACUCUUGUCUAUAGGUUGCUUAGUGACUACAUCAAAGACCUGCAUGAUUCAGUUUUAGCUCUGGAUUAUUUCAGUUGACCUUUGUGAAGGUUUCACCUACAUAGGUGGGCAUUUAACUUGUUUUAACCUCUUGGGAUAUACUGCAGUGCACUGCUACAAGUUUGUCCUUUUUUUUUUUUUUUUUUUUUUUAAUGUUUAAUAUUAACUUCCACUAGGAAGGAAAAGGUGUUGGGAUAUAGAAUGGGUUUGUUUUUUGUUUCUAAUUCAAGCUUUCCAAACAUUGCGAUGUUAAGGAUAAAAUAAAUGCUGCACAUGAUGUUCUUCGGUUCUAAAAUGGUUUCAAGAAAAACAUUUCCUGUUUGAAUCCACUGCAUGUUCAUCACACUGACAAAAACCUCUUUGAGAGUGUUCCAAAUUUUGAGGGUAAAAUUCAAUAUAUUCUACCAAAUCGGUGCAGAAAGUGAAGAUAAGAAGAGGAGUGUUUUGUUUAUCUUGUACCAUGAUGUGGUGCUUAUUUUUAAGACUGGAUUUUGUAAGUUUGAUAGUGUAAACGACAUAAGAAUGAGGAGUGAGCCAUUUUUACGGGCCCCCUAUAGUUUUUUAGAUUUCCUCCAUUAGUCAAUACACUCCUCGUUUUGGAGAAAAGGAUACGUACUUCAUAAUCUCCAUGCACAUUACUGUAUGAUAAAAUGGAUAGAUUAUCUGUGUUUUGCUACAGUAUUUGAAGUGCAUGCAUAAGUUCUAGCCAUUGUCAUUUUCUUCCUGAGUUAUUUUGAAAUGGGUUUUUUUGUACAUUUUUAAUGGCUGCAGUAUGGUAGAAUAUACUAUAAUAUAGAUCAUCUCUACUUCUGUAUUUAUUUAUUUAUUGCUGAAUCUCAACCACAGUCAUUUUCACCCUCCUCCACCUAUUCCUUUGCCUGUAGGAUGUAAUGUAUGUAGUCAUGCACUUUGUAUUAAUGUAUUAGAAACCUUCCAAUCUGUUUUGUACUUUUUAUACUGUUCAUAUACUUAUAAUCAAAACUUUUCCUAGGGUAUUGAAUAAAUUUAGUCUUAUUUAGAAAACACAA
This is a messenger RNA of Vombatus ursinus (common wombat), 2996 nucleotides long. RefSeq names its product SIN3-HDAC complex associated factor (gene SINHCAF). The transcript is spliced from 6 exons. Gene Ontology annotation, biological process: negative regulation of cell migration. The record is from RefSeq and is a predicted model, not a curated record. NCBI's taxonomy places the organism in Eukaryota, Metazoa, Chordata, Mammalia, Diprotodontia, Vombatidae. The coding region runs from base 285 to 953 and encodes 222 amino acids.